AAUGGUCUCUUAUCUCCUUAUCAUUUUCGACAGAAGAAAUUUUUUUCGACUGCUAAAAUCCAAGAAUUCUCUCAAUCGAAAUUCACAACAAACACAGAGAAAUAAUCAAAACAAACUGAGCAAAAAAGAACAUAACAAUUCCAUGAACUUUAAUUAACAUUAAUAAUUAAUUUAUUUUAAUUUGAUUUUUGGUAGAACAGUGAACAGUUGUAGAAAUGGAUUUCGAUGAUGAGUUUUACUUUGAAGAAGAUAAAAAGGGUAUGACAAUUACGUCUGGCAAUGUAGUUAUACAAAAAGAUAACAAUAAUUUGGUUGGUAUAUCAAUUGGUGGUGGUGCACCAGAUUGUCCUUGUAUAUAUAUAGUUCAAGUAUUUGACAAUACACCAGCUGCUAAAGAUGGAACUCUACAAUCGGGUGAUGAAUUAUGUGCAAUUAAUGGUGCACAAGUAAAAGGAAAAACAAAAGUUGAAGUUGCUAAAAUGAUUGAAUUAUGUGAUACACAAGUUAGUAUCAAUUAUAAUAAAUUACAUGCUGAUCCAAGACAAGGUAAAACACUUGAUAUUGCAUUGAAAAAAGUUAAACAUCGUUUAGUUGAAGGUAUAGGAAGUACAACAGCUGAUGCACUUGGUUUAUCACGUGCUAUUUUAUGUAAUGAUGCAUUAGUACAACGUUUAGUUGCAUUACAACAUACUGAAAAUAUUUAUAAAGGUCUUGUUAUGCAUGCAAAAUCAAUGUUAUAUACAUUUUUUGAUUUAACAAAAAUAUAUAAAAUAUUUGGUGAUACAUUUGCUGCAAUUGGUGUACGUGAACCACAACCACGUGCAAGUGAAGCAUUUAGACAAUUUGGUGAACAACAUAGACAAAUGGAAAAAUUAGGUGUUAAUAUGUUAAAAACAUUAAAACCAAUAUUAAAUGAUUUAGGUACAUAUCUUCAUAAAGCAAUACCAGAUACAAAAUUAACAAUAAGUAAAUAUGCUGAUGCAAAAUUUGAAUAUUUAUCAUAUUGUUUAAAAGUUAAAGAACUUGAUGAUGAAGAACAAAGUUAUGCAACACUUCAAGAACCAUUAUAUCGUGUUGAAACUGGUAAUUAUGAAUAUAGAUUAGUAUUAAGAUGUCGACAAGAAGCUAGAAUUAAAUUUGCAAUGCUUAGAUCAGAUGUUCUUGUUAAAUUAGAAUUAUUAGAUAAUAAACAUGUACAAGAUGUUGUUUGGCAACUUCAAAAAUUUGCAUCUGGACUUGCUAAAUAUUAUUCACAAACAAGAGAUAUACUUGCUGAAUCAACAUUAUUUCCAGUUGAAGUUGAUAUAUCACAGUCUGCAUUUCAAUAUACCUCAACUGGACCACAAAAUUACAAUGAAAAUGAUGACACUGAUGAUGCCGACUGUACAAAUACACCAAAUACAAAUAACAAUGAUUUUGAAAAUUUACUUUUAAACACUGAUCAGGCUUUUUUUGAAUCACGAUUCAGUGAUCUACAGUGAUUUUUUUUCUAUGUUCUUUUAAAAUUAUUUCGAAUCAUUCCAAAGAUUUGGUAGAAAUACCAUUAGUCACUAAAUUAUAUAUUUAUAAAUCAAGUAUAAUUAUUAUGUUUAUUAAAUGAUAAUAAAAAAAGAAUUUGAAGAUUUUAAAAACAAUAUGACUAGAAAUAUUUGUUGUGUUUUAUAAUUAUAAAAUUUAAGCAAAGUAAUAUAAAAUAUCUGUGAAAAAUUAGCUGGAACAAUCAAUAAGUAUCAAUUGAAAAAACCUGGUCUAUUUUUUAGUGGAUCAGACAAAAGUGCAGUUAAACAACAAUUAAAUUAAUUGCUCAUCAAUCAUUAUCAUCAACAGACAAAAAAAAAAAGCUGUUGUUAUUUAUUUUAAAUUAUUUAUUUAUAAUAUUUUAUGUAUCUACAAGUUAGAUAAUCAAAAUAAAUGACAUAUUUACAAGCAAU
Molecule: messenger RNA, 1931 nt
Organism: Aphidius gifuensis
Lineage: Eukaryota; Metazoa; Arthropoda; Insecta; Hymenoptera; Braconidae
Gene: PICK1
Product: PRKCA-binding protein
Exons: 3
Coding region: 216-1481 (421 amino acids)
Biological process (GO): positive regulation of receptor internalization; dendritic spine maintenance; intracellular protein transport
Cellular component (GO): synaptic vesicle; trans-Golgi network membrane; neuron projection
Molecular function (GO): phospholipid binding; protein domain specific binding; protein kinase C binding
Source: RefSeq, a predicted model, not a curated record